This is a messenger RNA of Lachancea mirantina, 1131 nucleotides long. The record is from the annotation of a GenBank genome assembly. Lineage: Eukaryota; Fungi; Ascomycota; Saccharomycetes; Saccharomycetales; Saccharomycetaceae.
AUGUGCGGUUUGGAGAAUGCAAUUACGGAGGCGAAGUGUUUGUUGGCAGAGAAUAAUGUGCAAGAGGCUCUGAGGCGUUUAAAACCGUUCAGAAAGUCUUUGAAGGCCGAAAACUCUAAGAACGUUGCACUGCAGCAGGUUUUUGCAGAAGCCUAUUUGGAAGCCGGAAAGGUCGACAAAGCUUACCCUCUUCUCACUCAAGCCUGUGAGCUUGACUCUGAUGGUAGAGCGGGGGGUUCCCAGAAGUUUUUCACAUUGGGUCAGAUCAUGGGUGGAGGACAAGGUAUUCAGCUUCUUAUGCAGGGAAUCGAGAGCGUCUCAGCGAUUGCUGGCGAAAUGCUGCAAGCGGAACAAGCAGAUAUGAUCGUUAGAGGGCUUUUGUCUAUGAUAGAGAUAUGGAUGACGGAUCUAUGUAUGGAACCCAAUGCCGAGGCGCAAUGCGAAGAGCUCAUUUCAAAGGCAAUGGAAGUUUCCGAUGAUAAAUCGCCUGAGGUGUGGUCAAUGUUAGGGUCGAUAAGAAUUUCGCAACAGCGGUUUUUAGAAGCAGCCUCUGCAUUUGCAUCGUCUUGGAAGUUUUUCCAAGAGAAGAAAGAAUCGAUCGAGGCUAAUCUUCAUAAUGGUCGAGGAACAUUUGCAGACUUUGUUGAGCUGCUACAACCGCUCUUAAGUUUAGCUAAAAUGUGCAUCGAGCUUGGAAUAUAUGAUCUUUCCCUCGAGAUUCUUGCCGCAGUGAGAGACAUUGACGAGGACAAUUUGGAAGGAUACUACCUUGAAGGAUUCUCACAUUACAUGAUUUGCAAAAGACAGCAAUUUGCAGCACUUAACCCCGGUGUGGUAAUUACGGCUGCGAAUGCUUAUGAAUUCAAUGAAAACCUUCAACAACAGCAACUAAGUCUGGACCACGAACCAACUCAAAGCAAUAUCAGGGAGGCACGCAUAGCUUUGACCAUGUUGGAAAAGCUUGCGGAAAAUCGGAAUGAUAUAGACGACGUCAUUCAAGAGCUUCUUUCCGGUGCACGUGUGAUUCUGCCAGAGAUUGGAGGUCGAGUAGAUGUCCGUGAGUUGAAUGACAUAAGAAAAGGUGAGGAGGUGGAUGACGAGGAAGAAGUAGAUUUAGAACUUAAGGUCUGA